This is a messenger RNA of Manduca sexta (tobacco hornworm), 2852 nucleotides long. RefSeq names its product serine/threonine-protein kinase greatwall (gene gwl). Gene Ontology annotation, cellular component: nucleus. The record is from RefSeq and is a predicted model, not a curated record. The coding region runs from base 100 to 2394 and encodes 764 amino acids. NCBI's taxonomy places the organism in Eukaryota, Metazoa, Arthropoda, Insecta, Lepidoptera, Sphingidae. Gene Ontology annotation, molecular function: protein serine/threonine kinase activity; ATP binding. The transcript is spliced from 13 exons. Gene Ontology annotation, biological process: peptidyl-serine phosphorylation; intracellular signal transduction.
CAGUUUUAUUUUUAUGAUAAGACAGUGACAUAAAAGAUUAAUAACAGUCAAACAAUUUCUAAAUUAAGUUUUAGCAUGAUAAAAUCGAAAUAAUUUGGCAUGGGAUCAUUUACAAGUAAAGAUACUAGACGCAUUAGUUUUGAUAAUACAUUUGAAUUAAAUUCCGCUUUAGCUAUUCAUAAUUCUAUUCAAAACGAAAAUGUUAUGGGAUUAGAAAGGUUGCAGCCGGAUGUUGGUGAUGAAAUUAUUUUCAAGGGAAUUAAUAAGAAUUUGAAAGAAGAAUCUAAUGCAGAAGAUGACAUAAGUUACUGGUCUCGUAGAAUUGAAAAUCUUAAAAGGGAACAUCAAAUAAUUAAUCAAAUUGUCGAAGCAGAGUAUGAUGAAAAAAUUAAAAGUGCAAAUCAGAUUUUCCAGCCUCCUGAAAUAACUCACAAAAAGAUUCAAAAAAUUAAACCAUGUUUUGAUUGGAGAGCUAAGGCCCCAGAUAUCAACGACUUCACAAUAGUGAAGCCGAUAAGUCGUGGUGCUUUUGGAAAAGUAUUUCUUGCCCACAAAAAGAACAACCCGGAGCUAAUGUAUGCCAUCAAAGUUAUGAAAAAAUCAGAUAUGAUAAAUAAGAACAUGGUAACUCAAGUGGUGACAGAGCGUAAUGCUCUAGCAUUAUCGAGGAGUCCUUUCUGUGUCCAUUUAUAUUACUCCCUGCAGUCUACUUCAUCUGUUUAUUUGGUAAUGGAAUACAUGGUUGGUGGUGACUUGAAGUCUCUGCUGGGUGUGUAUGGAUUCCUUGAAGAAUCAAUGGCUGUUUUUUAUGUAGCCGAGGUCACAUUGGCUCUAGACUACUUGCACAAACAUAAUAUAGUGCACAGGGAUCUCAAGCCAGACAAUAUGCUAAUUUCAAAAACUGGACAUGUAAAGCUGACAGAUUUCGGAUUAUCUAAAAUUGAGAUACAUAGAGAUUUGGAGAUAUCUGACUUUGUCAACUGUACACCUAGUUUGAAUAUGAGGACACCUGGUCAACUAUUAUCACUAACUUCACAUUUGUCAUUUGGCUCAGGCGGUGGAGAUAGCAUGCAAAAUUCUGCAGUUUCAACCGAUACUUCUAAAUUGAGGGGUUUAUUUGGUGGCCCACAUGCUUCAGAAAAUUCACCAAUACUCGAUCACUCACAGUUGUCUGGAAUUCAUCCAUUUAUGAGUGCCGAAAGCAUUAAUUUAGAUGAUAAUACUCACGACUCAGGCUCAGAUUCUGUCAGUUCAUAUCACACAUGUGAAAGCUCAAAGAAUUCUAGGAGCAGCAAGUCAACAGAUAUGAGCAAUAACACUGGUUCCUCUGUGGCAGAGUCUGCAGCCUUUUCGGAUUCUCAACAUGAUCAGUCCACUUCGCCAUUAUGUAGGGGACAGUCUCUGAAAAGGAUUCCUAGUUUCAGAGCUAAGAAGAGAAAGCGAAUUUUAGAUUGCGAUGGUGACACGCCCACUGGUGUGGCCAGCCUUCUAGAAUCAAAAGUCAACCACAGUGGACUCACGCAGGAAAUAAUGGCGUUAGAGCUCAGUCAAAACACGCCAAAACGCAUGUCCAUUCACCCAACACCAGAUCGACGCAAAAAUCCAUUAAAAGGUGUCUUGAAAAAGAGAUGGGUUUCACAGAACGACAGUCAUCAUUUUAAUGUUGGAGUAAUUUUCUCAACACCAGUGUCGAAUAAUAAAUCGCAAGAAUCCAAGAAGAGGCUAAAAGAGACUAGAUUUAACCUUCCCAAAGAUGAUGUACCAGUUUCAAGCAUUCAAGAAAAAUCAAUAGUUUUUAGCAAGCAUAUUUCAAAUAGCUUAGAAAUAUUCCCAACUAGACGAUUGAGCAAAGGUGAAGGCAGCAGAUCCCCUACAGAACUAUGUAAAACCCCAUUAGCCACAGCACACACACCAUACAGAACUCCUAAAAGUGUCAGGAGAGGGAACCAGGUAUCGGAUCAGAGAAUUUUGGGUACUCCAGAUUAUUUAGCACCUGAAUUACUACUAAAACAAGGUCACGGCCCUCCCGUGGAUUGGUGGGCUCUGGGCGUAUGUCUCUACGAAUUCAUGACUGGCGUGCCGCCUUUCAACGAUGAGACACCUCAUGCAGUCUUCAACAACAUACUAUCACGAAAUAUCGAAUGGCCUGAAGACGACGAAGCCCUCUCGACAGAAGCUGUCAGCGCCAUAGAAGCAUUACUAACUAUGGAACCGCAGGAGAGGCCGGCGGCGGCACAAGUUAGAAACAUGCCCUUGUUCCGAAACAUAGACUGGGACAAUCAGCUAAGUGUCCAACCACCUUUUGUGCCUACUCCAGAUGACUUGCACGAUACAGGAUAUUUCCAAGCUCGCAACAUUUUGCAACAACUGCAAGUAUCCAAUUUCGACAUAUAGAUCCCUUAUCGCGGUGUAUAUGUCUCUCAAAUACUUAUAUUAUAUGAACAUUUAAUUUUGGGGACUCGCCGCGCUACGACGGAACAAGGAUUUCAUCGUGUAUCGUCAGGCUAUGUUGUACGUAAUUUAAUUAAAAUAAAUCAUUAUAACACCUUAUUAUUACCCAAAUAAGUACCUUUCUGCGCAUUAUCAACGAAAGUGGAUGCUAUAUUUACUUGUGGGGUUACUUUAAACAAGCCAGCACUUAUAAACUUGUGAGAUGAUUAUUUAACGUAUGAUACAACUACUAUAAUAUGGCUAGCUUUAAGUGAAGCUAGCCUCCCAGCUUAGGUGUAUCUCUUGCGGAGGCUUCUAAGCUCCCAUUAGUUGAGGGCUGGUAUCUAUGGAUCACUAUGGUUGUGUCAGUUAGGCAAUUUUUCCCAAAGUAACCCAAAUCCGAAUCUCAUGCGCUGAAGUAG